AGCAGAGAAAGUGACUUUUUUUAUAUUAUGUAGUGAUGUGUUUGUCUGAGAGUUACGUAGUGCAGUAUAGUAUUGUGUUAUCUGUGGUAGAACUACAGUAGUAACUUCUUCUUAAUCUGUUAAUGUGUUCCUGAUAUGCGUGUGGUAGAAUGCGGUUUGCGGAGUAACUAGUUCGUACUUUGUAGAAUCUGUGUGUGUAAACAUAUAAAUUUCGUUUCAGUUUAUUUUUACGAUAUUAUAACACUAUUUUAUAAAAGAUUCAAGUACGCUGUGAAUUAAUAUUAAGAUUGUUGUGUAUGUUAAAAUUGUUUAAAUACGGUUUGUUUGUUGAGCCAUUGUUUUUUUAUUGUAUUUUGCAAAGUUAUUGUAUCCAAAUUCCAAAACAACCCUUGUUAUUUAAAAUGGAUAGCAAUGAAACACAAGUGACCGAAGAAAUUAAAUUCAAAAUCAAUGAAACGCAAGUGACUGAAGAAAUUAAAUUUAAACCUAAAAAGAAGAAGAACUUGCGUCAGCGAGUUAAAUUGGAAGACGAUGACGAGGAAGAUGAACAGCAAAUUUUGGCAAAAUUGGAACAUGCGAAAGAGAUUCAGAGGCUUCGUGAACGACCUAACGGUGUUAGUAUUGUAGCUUUGGCAACUGGACAAAAAACAACAUUAGAAGAUGAAAUAACGUGUAAAGACCCGUUUAAAGUCAAAUCCGGCGGAUUACUUAACAUGCAAGCGUUGAAAGGUGGAAAAAUAAAGCAAGUUGAUGAUGCUUAUGAUACGGGUAUUGGUACUCAGUUUUCUGCGGAGACAAAUAAACGUGAUGAAGAUGAAGAGAUGAUGAAGUAUAUUGAGGAGCAACUGGCGAAACGAAAAGAAGGUAGUGAUAAAAAUAAAAAAGAAAAUGAUGAAAAUGACACCCUGAAAUACUUAUCACCUGAAGAAGCUGCACUACUUUCAUUACCGGAACAUUUGAGGGUUUCUUCCACGCAUAAGUCAGAGGAAAUGUUGUCGAAUCAAAUGUUAAGUGGCAUUCCAGAAGUUGAUCUAGGUAUAGAAGCUAAAAUAAAAAAUAUUGAGGCCACAGAGGAAGCCAAGAUGAAACUACUUUGGGAGCGGCAAAAUAAAAAGGAUGGACCAUCACAAUUUGUUCCCACUAACAUGGCUGUAAAUUUUGUACAACACAAUAGGUUUAAUUUAGAGAAUGCUAAUGUUAAAAAAAGGAAGGUGGAAAAGGAAGAAAUAGUAAAGAAUGAAGCCAGAGUGGUAACGUCAAUAGAUGAAAGUGUUGACAAAAUAGUUAAAAAGGCCAAAGGGGAAAGAGCAACUGAUGAUUAUCAUUAUGAGAAGUUUAGGAAACAGUUCAGGAAAUAUUAAUAUGACUGUGGACAUUGUUAUUAAAAUGAAGUAUAUCUGCGGUUUGAUUGACAUCAAUAAAUAAGAGAAUUUUUUUU
This is a messenger RNA of Zerene cesonia (dogface butterfly), 1438 nucleotides long. RefSeq names its product telomere length and silencing protein 1 homolog. NCBI's taxonomy places the organism in Eukaryota, Metazoa, Arthropoda, Insecta, Lepidoptera, Pieridae. The record is from RefSeq and is a predicted model, not a curated record. The transcript is spliced from 3 exons. Bases 297 to 1361 code for a protein of 354 amino acids. Gene Ontology annotation, cellular component: spliceosomal complex. Gene Ontology annotation, biological process: mRNA splicing, via spliceosome.